CUUCAAACUCGCCAACAUGUCCGGCGCUGAAGUCAUAGGUCUCGUCUCGGGAAUCAUCGCCAUCGUCGAUGCCGCUAUCAAAGUCUUCAACGCUGCCUCAGAUACCUCCGGCCUGCCAUCUUCUUUCCGUGAUGUAGCCUCGCGACUCCCGCUCAUUAAAGACUCACUCUCCACGGCGCUAAAGGGCCUGCAAGAUGACCCCGAAACGCCCGAGUCCACCAGCGCUCUCACAGCGAUGCUCAAGGCCUGCACCGACAAAGCUACCGCCCUCGAGGCCAUUUUCCAGGCUGUCAUCCCAGGAGAGGGGGCUUCCAGGUUGGAGCGAUAUUCCAAGGCGAUGAAAACUAUCCCAAAGGGCGGAAAAGUUGAGGGCCUGAUGACCGGGAUGCUGGGAGAUCUACAGGUGCUGAUCUUCCACCGCACCUUUAAAGUCGCGACGAGGGCGCAAAUUGAGCGACUGAUCGCGGAAGCUGGGAAAGGGCACGAAAAUGAGAUUGCAAAACAGGCUUCUCCAUCCAUGGUAUUUCACAAUACUGGAUCAGGGUCCCAGAUAGUGAACUCAUCAGAUGGGAGCCAGAAUAUCAACAUGGGCUCGGGUCAACAGUUUAACGGCGAUGGGUUUUCGGGGACAAUCAACUUCAACUGGAAAUGAUUCGAAUGAAGCCUUUCGAAAAUUAAGAUAUAUAUAGCUGAUA
Molecule: messenger RNA, 695 nt
Organism: Ilyonectria robusta
Lineage: Eukaryota; Fungi; Ascomycota; Sordariomycetes; Hypocreales; Nectriaceae
Exons: 1
Coding region: 17-652 (211 amino acids)
Source: RefSeq, a predicted model, not a curated record